AUGUGGGCGGCAAUGUCGUUCUGCCGCCUGCUCUCAGUGCUGGUCACGCUGGUCGCCUGCUUCGUAGCCACGAACCAUGCCGCCGAGGAGGCUAACAUUAGCAAGCGCACCGUCUCGAUUCCUUUGAGGCACAAUGUUGAUUCUGUCCGCAACCCCCACUGGGAGCACUACCGCACCCUUCGGAAGCACAACAUCCCCAUUCCCGGGCGGCUACAGGAAAUCGUGCGGGAAACCUCCCCUCACAAGUUUGUGUCCAACAAUGCCCACGGUGGUGAUCUUCUCUGGCUCGCUCCGGUCCAAAUUGGCACUCCACCACAGACAUUAUAUUUGGACCUAGACACUGGCUCUACGGACACCUGGGUUUUCUCGACCGACACCGACAAGCGCAACGUCAACGGACAAGACUUGUAUCAUCCUGCCAAGUCAACAACCGCGGAACUCAUUGAUGACUGCACCUGGUCCAUCAUGUAUGGCGACUUCUCGACGUCGUCGGGGAUUUGCUAUCGAGACACGUUCGCCUUUGGUGAUAUCAAGAUCGAGGGAAUGACGAUCGAAUCGGCGAUGCAUGCAUCGUACAUGUUCACAGAGACAGCUGCCAUGUCCGGACUCGUUGGUCUUGCAUGGAGCUCACUUGCUCAGAUGGUGCCCAAACAACCUUGUCUGAUCGAUUUCUUGCCUAGAAUGAUGGCCGAGCCACUCUUCACCGUCGAUUUCGUUCACAACGGCACUGGCUCAUUCAAUUUUGGCUUCAUCGACAAGAACUUGUACAAGGACGAAAUCAAGUAUGUGGAUGUGGAUACCAAGGACGGAUUUUGGACAGUUGAUUACCACGGCUUCAGGAUUGCUGGUGACAGCAUCAAGUAUGAGUUUGCCAAGCCAAAGCCUGUCAUCGUCGAUACUGGCUCAACACUGCUCUUUGCGCCAGAGGCUGCUGUUAAGAAGUACUAUGACUUGGUCCAGGGGGGGAAAUUCUCCAACAAGGAAUACGCCUACACGAUUCCAUGCGACACAACACCACCAGAUUACAUUGUGGAACUUUCCGAUGCACACGGGAACAAGGUCGAAACUACAAUCCCGGGCGAAUACGUCAUCUACGCACAUCUCAGCGACAACGAGUGCUUCGGCGGCAUCCAGUCGCUUGGAUCAUUCACUGACCUGCAAGGUAUUCUUGGAGACAUGUACCUUAAAAGCGGCUUCGCGGUAUUUGACAUCGGAGAGAAAAAGUUUGGCAUGGCCCCAAAGCCCUUGGACACAGACUCUUGA
Microdochium trichocladiopsis is the source of this 1263-nucleotide messenger RNA. RefSeq names its product secreted aspartic proteinase precursor. The transcript is spliced from 3 exons. Gene Ontology annotation, biological process: proteolysis. NCBI's taxonomy places the organism in Eukaryota, Fungi, Ascomycota, Sordariomycetes, Xylariales, Microdochiaceae. The record is from RefSeq and is a predicted model, not a curated record. Bases 1 to 1263 code for a protein of 420 amino acids. Gene Ontology annotation, molecular function: aspartic-type endopeptidase activity.